GGUGACUUUUGAAUAAACGAACGAGGAAAAAUUGGUUCAGUCUUUUUCUUUUUGCGCGGCCGUGUGUAAAGAUCACCAUGCAGCUUUUCGUUCGUGCACAGGGCACCCACGUCUUCGAGGCCGACGCCUCGUCGACUGUCGAUGAUGUCAAGGCCUUUGUUGCCGCCGCCGAGGGCAUCGCCGUCGAGGAUCAGUACCUCGUUUCGGCCGGUCGCCCCCUCGAGUAUGGCCUUCUUGAUGUGUCGCCCCUGAGCACCAUCGAGGUUGGUGUUCGCAUGCUCGGUGGUAAGGUCCACGGCUCUCUGGCUCGUGCCGGUAAGGUCAAGGGCCAGACCCCCAAGGUCGAGAAGCAGGAGAAGAAGAAGGUGAAGACUGGCCGCGCCAAGCGCCGCAUGCAGUACAACAAGCGCGUUGUCAACGUUGUCACUGGCCUCGGCAAGAAGCGUGGACCCAACUCCCAGAGCCAGUAAACUCUUUGCCCUCUCCCUCUUUGCCUCUGCAAUCCAACAAGCACAGAUUCUUUUGCAGCCUAGCCUGAAUGCCAAUUGACCAUGUUUGUUGGUA
Monosiga brevicollis MX1 is the source of this 564-nucleotide messenger RNA. RefSeq lists its product as uncharacterized. The coding region runs from base 78 to 470 and encodes 130 amino acids. Gene Ontology annotation, cellular component: ribosome; cytosolic small ribosomal subunit. Gene Ontology annotation, biological process: translation. NCBI's taxonomy places the organism in Eukaryota, Choanoflagellata, Craspedida, Salpingoecidae. The record is from RefSeq and is a predicted model, not a curated record. Gene Ontology annotation, molecular function: structural constituent of ribosome; protein binding. The transcript is spliced from 3 exons.